This is a messenger RNA of Salvelinus sp. IW2-2015, 1974 nucleotides long. Its product is annotated as XK-related protein 8. Lineage: Eukaryota; Metazoa; Chordata; Actinopteri; Salmoniformes; Salmonidae. Gene Ontology annotation, biological process: apoptotic process involved in development; engulfment of apoptotic cell; phosphatidylserine exposure on apoptotic cell surface. Gene Ontology annotation, cellular component: plasma membrane. The record is from RefSeq and is a predicted model, not a curated record.
GUACAAGGGUUUCUCCACAGUGAGGGGACGUCAUAAGUAAUGCAUUCUUGCUCUCUCUCUCUUUCAUUGAGUUGAUAAGUGCUAGAAGAGCCAACGCAAACGUGUGCAUUUUCAGUUUACACCAUGGAGGAGGACGCGGGACAGUCUAUCCCAUUCAAGUACCCCGCCUCUGACUUCUUGUUGACUGUCGGAGGUAUGCUGCUUUUCCUCCUGGAUGUGGUGCUAGACGUGUGGACGGUGGGGACGUUUUAUCAACAAGAGGCUUACGUGUUCAUGGGACUGCUGGUGUUGCUACUGCUGUGCUCCUCAGCCCUGGUCCAGGCUUUCAGCUGGCUGUGGUACCACUAUGACAAGGACGGGACUGAGACCAGAACAGAGAGCCUUGUGAAGAGCCUUCACUCACUCAAGAUCCUUCAUGUGUUCCAGAUGGGCGUCUACCUCAGAUAUGCUGGUCUGGUGAGGAUCUCGAUAUGUGGCUUCUGCUGUAGAAAGCGUUACAUGGAGGGCAACGGUGUGUAUUUAACCCAUGACCUUAGCCUGCUGCGCCUCAUCGAGACCUUCUCUGAGAGCGCGCCACAGCUCGUCCUCAUGAUUACCAUCAUCAUCCGGAGGGGAGAGGUGGAGCCCAUUACAAUCUUGAAGGCGCUUGGUUCAGUGUCCGCCAUCGCCGUCAGCGUGACCAUGUAUCACCGCUCCCUGCGUUCCUUCCUCCCAGACAAGACCAAGCAGGGCUGGAGCUCCUCAGUGGUCUACUUCAUGUGGAACCUGCUCCUGAUUGGUCCACGUGUGGCAGCAGUCGCCCUCUUCGCCUCGGUCUUCCCCUGCKUCAUCGCUGCCCACUUCCUGUCUUCCUGGAUGAUUCUAUUUUUCGUCGCCUGGCAACUGAAGACAAACUUCAUGGACAGCGGCGGUGGAGAAUGGCUCUACCGGGCCACCGUAGGUCUCAUCUGGUACUUCAGCUGGUUCAACAUAGUGGAGGGGCACACCAAGCAGCGGAGCAUCAUCUACCACACCUGGAUAGGAGUGGAUAUUGGGAUGCUUUGUGGUUUUUGGGUGUGGCAGAUGAUGAAGAACCCUCCAUAUUUUGAACUGCCAUUAGAUCCCUAUGUCAUCUUUGUCAUUAUGAUCUCACUCUACAUAGCUGGGCUCUGUCUCAAGGUGAUAUACUACAAGUUCUGUCACCCAAAGAUUACAAAGCGGGGAGAAGUUGAGUGUCGCCUCGAGCCGAUGUCGCAGUCGGCGGGGCUCUCCCCAUAUGGGUUAGAUGUUGUUGACUCUAGGUUAAUGAUUCAUACAGAGCGUCUGGAACCGUCCGUCAGGGUCAAUAAAAGGAUGAGGAAUUUAGCUGAUAACUUUUACUCUUAAUCCGGAUUAUCAGAUGCCUCCUACACAUUGAGAAGACUGUAUGGGCUUGUUCAACAACCCAGUCAGGCAACUGCCAACUGACUGAUCUACAAAUUACCUUGGAUCAUAAAUAACUACUCAUUAUUUGUAGAUCAGUCACAAUUUAAACACACAAUGAGUAAAAGGUCUGUUUUCGAUCCAUCCUUGUACUUGUUUGAUGAAUUAAGGUCAGUAAUUAGUAAGGAUCUCCCCUCACCUGGUUGUCUAGGUCUUAAUUGAAAGGAAAAACCCACACUCGACCCUCCGUGGAAUGAGUUUUACACCCCUGCCCUACUUAAAUGAACUAUAGCUUGACAAGCUUGAGAAAUGUUGACGCUUUCAUUAAAAUGACUGGAAUGAUUUGUUCUAUGAACGACAAGGAUGGCGAUACUAGACAGUUCUGUUUGGCACAGUGAAUUUCUAAUAGGUAAGGUAAACAUUACAGUAAUGUUUAUAGUGGUCACGAACUUGUCUUAUUAAUGUGAUCUCGUGAGUACAGCUAAUCGGGGUUACUUAUUGACAGUGGUGGAAAAAGUACUAAAUUGUCAUACUUUAGUAAACGUAAAGAUACCUUAAUAGAAAAUGACUCAA